GCCAUCGCAGAUCUUGUUCUGGUAGUGCUGCUCGUCGUGAUAUACACAGUGAUCACGCGGGCUAAAGUGGGUUUCUUCUUUCUAGGGUUAACCUAGCGUCGGUUGCCGUCGGUUGUGUGCACGACGGCUCCGUUAUUUGAUGCGGCGGCUUACCUAGGUAUCCGGCGAUCCAAAAUAAUCACGACUGGUGCCGUGGGCUAGGAAUCCGGCGGUGCAUGUUAUCACGGGUAGCGCUGCUUCUCGUGAUCCAAAGUGAUCACGUACUGGAUUCGUGGGACGUACCUUAACGCCGCUUGGUGUGGAGAGGGGGGAGGAUCCAUGGCCGAUCAGAGGUCGUUGGCGUCGGUUGUGUGCACGAUCUGAACGCCCUCGGUUGGGGCGCUCUCCGGUUGGUGUAGUUUAUUUAACAUCCGUGAUCGUGCGCUAGGUGUUGUAUAUGUCAGCAUUGAUAAUGUUUGCACAUGUGAUGAUACAUAUUAAUUGUUGUAGGAAAUGGCGGACGAUGAGUUAACUGAUAUGAUGUAUGACAUGGAGUUUGGAGAACUGAUGAAAGACUGGAUAGAAGAUUGGUCAGAUGAUGAAAAUUCAGAUCGUGGAGAUAGGUCAGAGAAUGGGAACGUAUUGGAAGAUCUUAAUGAAAACAAUGAGCAUGAUGAUGGUGAGGAAAACAACUCGGAGAUCUCGAAUGAAGAUUACAUUAGUCAGCUCAUUUCCGAAUGUCAUAAUGCGUAUGACUAUUACGGUGAAUCCGACGCGGAGACAGGCCUUGAUGUCGAAUCAUUAGCUGCAUCUGAUUCUGGGGAGUCGCAAUCGUCGGUCAUCAUGAGUGAGGUGACAGAAGUUGAGGGGAAAAAGAAUGUCCAAGAUACUGCUAGUGCAGAUGAUAAGAGGGAUAUGUUCAUGCAGAUAAUACAAAUGACUUUUACGUCUCACGAGGCUGCGUAUGAUUUCUACAACAGCUAUGCUAGAGAUAAUGGUUUCAGCAUUAGAAAGAAUAGGGUCAGGUAUAGCAAAACCGAGUCACGUCAUAUGCGUUAUAGGCGGUUUGUUUGUUCCAGACAAGGAAAACGUGACAGCAGGUUGCUAACCGAGGAAGGACACAGCCGUAGGCUCAGACCCGAGACACGCUGCCACUGCGAAGCGCACCUGACCGUGAAGCUUGACCAAAAGCGUGGGGUUUGGUAUGUUGAUAGUUUUGAGGACAAGCAUAGCCAUAUCUUGGCAGGACCGGACGAGGUACCUUUUCUUUGGUCCCACAGAAAAAUCAAAGAGUACCAGAGAGCUGAGAUACUGUCCAUGGGAGCUGCAGGGAUUAGAAUUCACGACAUGAUGGAUACCUUCAUCAGCAAACAUGUAUGGUAUGGCGGUGUUGGUUUUACCAGGCGUGAAAUAUACAACCUUUGCGCCAGGGAGAAGAGGAAGCUGCUUUCAAAAGGUGAUGCUGCCACAGUCAUAGGCAUCAUGGUCAGUAGGAAACAGAGGGAUCCUAGCUUCUUAUUCGAGUACAAGCUAGACAAGGAAGGACAUAUGAAUAGGAUGUUCUGGUGUGACUCCCAGUCUCGUCAUGACUAUGAGGACUUCGGCGACGUGCUUGUAUUUGACAACACGUACAAGAUGAACCGGUAUGAUGAUGGUGAAGGCAACAUAGUUGAAGUUCAUGAUCCUAUUAAAGUAUCAACGAAAGGUGCAACUAAGGAAGAAGUGAAAUGUAACUAUUUGGAAUGGGUAGACCCGGAGUGGUCAGUGGCUACGAAGUUCUGCCUGAGAGAACUGUGGAGCAUGUAUGACGAGAAGCUGAGACAGAAUAUUAAGAAUGCUGAAGAAAAAUGCAUGUUAAUUAGAGAAAAGAGGAGGACGGAGGAAGAGCUGAGAUUUUUCAAAAUGGACUUUGCUAAACUGGUGGCUGAUAAGGAGGAUGCUCUCACGCAGUUGGGCAAUGCAAGAUGGUCACUUAGCGAUCUCAAAGAGGAGCUGGAGAAGAAUAAGAUGGCAGAUCAUGGUUGUGCCAAUCUACAUCAGGUCCUGAGGGUAAAGGCUGAGAAAGACCGGGACCGGGUGGUGCUAGAGAGAGACCAAGUGAUGAGAGAGAGGGACCAACUGAAGCAAGAGAAGAAAAAACUUGAGUAUAUUAUUGCAGAUUUUCUCAAACAGAAACAUGGGUACGUUGAUAAGAUCAAGAAGCUGAAGGAGAUUUGUGAUGAAUUUUAA
Messenger RNA from Aegilops tauschii subsp. strangulata, 2208 nucleotides. The record is from RefSeq and is a predicted model, not a curated record. Lineage: Eukaryota; Viridiplantae; Streptophyta; Magnoliopsida; Poales; Poaceae.